Messenger RNA from Cydia splendana, 1907 nucleotides. RefSeq names its product NADH dehydrogenase [ubiquinone] 1 alpha subcomplex assembly factor 3. The record is from RefSeq and is a predicted model, not a curated record. Gene Ontology annotation, cellular component: mitochondrial inner membrane. NCBI's taxonomy places the organism in Eukaryota, Metazoa, Arthropoda, Insecta, Lepidoptera, Tortricidae. Gene Ontology annotation, biological process: mitochondrial respiratory chain complex I assembly. The transcript is spliced from 5 exons. Bases 114 to 683 code for a protein of 189 amino acids.
AAAAGCUGACUGUCAAACGAGCAAAACAAACAGAUUUUCUUCCAAGAAUUUCUCUUUUUAAUGUAAUUUUACGUAGUUAACUCAGCCAUAAUUUAGCGUAAACUACAAGAAAAAUGUUUCCGAGCAUAGCUAGCUGUGUUAGAACAGCACCUAAGCGAACUACGCCGUUAUUGAGUUUUGUCCGGACUCACAAAGCAGCGUAUGAAGGGGAGGGCAAAACCACAGUGCGAGUUCUGAACCAGGAACAAGAUCUGGGGCUGAUGAUCGACGCUUAUGCCACGUACGGGUUCCGGCUAAACAACGGUAUCACAGUCCUGGGUCCACUGGCCAUCUUCCCCCGCACCAUCCUGUCAUGGCAGGUGCCACACUCCGACGCCAUCACACCGGAGUCUCUGAGGCUCUUCAAAAUGCUAGAACCUAAAAUGGACCUUAUUGUGAUCGGUAUGGAGAGUAAGGAGCGCAACACGAUAACGAAGGUGUUCAUGGCAGCGAAACAGGCGGGACUGACCGCGGAGAUACUACCCGUGGAGCAUGCGUGUGCCACCUUCAACUUCCUCAACGCUGAGGGACGAACGGUGGCGGCGGCGCUGAUCCCUCCCCUGAACGUGGAGCCCAACGAGAACGACAUGCUGCAGUCACAGCUGCACUACCAGAACUUGUACAAACACGACCUCUCCGGCUGAUAUCUCAUUAUUGGAGUACUAAUAGAUGCUCUAGUACCAGGGAUGUUGCGGAUGCAGAUUUUUUGACAUCCGCGGAUGCGGGUAUUUAAAGGCUCACAUCCGUAGAUGCGGAUGUCAAGAGUACCUGAGUACUUAAAAAACCUCAUAUAUUACAUUUUUAGUAAUUUUAAUUAAAAAAAAAAAAACGUUUAGUAUUUGAGCAUCAUGGCCGACUUUUCUGGAUCUAGAGUAUCUAGACGAUUUCGUUACAGGUACUCAAUGUGGAAAUUACCUAGCACUUACGCCGCCGCUAAGACGUUCCUGUACCUACUUGUUCGACAUCCGCAUCCGCAUAAGCUCCGCAUCGAUUUUAUGCGGAUGCGGAUGUUGAAAAUAAUGCGGAAGUUCCGCGGUUGCGGAUGCGAAUAUUCGCAACAUCCCUGUGCUGUACCAUCGCCCGCACUCCUAACUGUCCAUCGGGGGUCCUUAUGCCUUUUGAAAUUAGGUCCAAUGAUGGACAGUUAACAGUGUUGCUGUUUGUACAUCUAUUGGACAUACAAUCAGUUGCAACGGGUAGCAGAAUCUUUUUGGAAAAAUUGCCCUUAAAGCUUUGAAACUACAGCCAGUGUAAAAAGUAACCGUGGACCGACGCCUUUGAUGUUUGCGUUAAUGCCGACACCGCAGAAGAACACAGUAGGGUUGUCAAAUAAGACACGCUAAAGUGGGAGGGCAGUACCGAGUAGUACCGAGCUACUAACAAUGGCGAUGUAUGCAGCUCGGGUGCGAGCGAACCUUACAACUUUUUACAAAGUGUUAAAAAUUUUUUUUGUUAUAUUUUUCACGAAGAGAAAGGGUUUGGAAACUUAUUUGUUCGAUAAGAUGACAAUAAUAUUUAUACAAAAUAAAAAAAAAUAAGAAAAAAUUAAACAGUUCAUUAAGUGACCUCCGGGGGUAGUAGGUAGUAGGGGGUUAAAAAGUUGCGAAUGGUAUUAUAUCCUUAUAUGGAAUCGUUUCUCCAUAGUUUCAAGCCUCAAGCAUUAGAAUUUUUCCAAGGCUAUCCUGCUACAUCCAAACCAAAAUUAAACAUUUAUCUUAGGGGCCUGUCAAUAAAUUACGUCAUCGAUUUUUACCCCCCCCCCCCCCCCCCAAAUCAUCCAAAAAUCAUGCUUCGAAUGACCCCGUUUCCUCCUACGUCAUGCUACCAUCAUCCGAUGUCCUGACCCCCCCCUAAUUUGAAAUGACGUA